CCGCCGCAGCAGCGGCAGCAGCAGAGCAGUGGCAGCAGCUACAGCAGCGGCAGCAGCGACAUCAGCCGUCGCAGCCGUACCCGUGCCUGCAUUCCCCUCUCCCCUCUCCUCGCAGCACGGCAGCAGCUACAGCAGCGGCAGCAGCGGCAGCGGCAGCAGCAGCAGCAGCAGCGGCAGCAGCAGCAGCAGCGGCAGCCGUGCCAGCCGCACCCCAGCAGCAGCAGCAGCAGCAGCAGCAGCAGCAGCAGCAGCAGCAGCGGCAACAGCAGCAGCAGCGGCAUCCCCGGCAGCAGCGGCGGCACCGGCAGCAGCGACAUCAGUGGCAGCAGCGGCAGCCGUGCCAUCCACACCCCUUGCUGCAGAUCGCUCCGCCAUCAACUGGCACUCGUUCGUCGGCAGCAUUCGCCGUGUCCUUCAAGACGCCUUCGCUGGACCCUACUGCGUCCUUGACGUUCUCCUUCGCCGUCCUCAGGUCCUCCAACCGACCGCACCCAAUCACCCUGGCGAGCCUCCCCCUCUCCCUUCCCGCCCUGGCCCCCCUCCUCCUGAGCCUAACAUGUCCGUGGCCGCUACCCCUGAGCUUCAGGCCGCUGCGGACGCCACCUUCCUCCACAACCGCCGUGAAUACUUCAUCCGCAAGGUCGACCAUGACGUUGCUGUGCUCAACUACGAGUUUGCAUCGUCAGAGCGUGCCACUCGCCUGGAGCUGAUUGCGGAGUACAACACCUCCAUGGCGGCUUAUGUCCCCAACAACAUCGCCUGGGCCGCUGCCGACAACCGCGCUUGCACCAUCCUCCUCGGUGCACUCCCCGACGCCCUCAUGCGCCGCUUCCAAGCUCGCGAGAUGCGCGCUCACCUCAUUUGGACCGAGCUCCAGUCUAUGUUCGAGCGUCGCGACAUCAGCUCCGUCGGCGUUCUGUUCCAGGAGUACUUCUCCAUCACCCUUGCCACCUGCGACGGUGCAGUCGACUAUGUCGGGCGCAUGCAGGAGGUCGCAGAUCGCCUUGCCGCUCGCCAGGCUGCCUUUUCUGAGCCCCUGCAGAUCCACCGUUUGCUCUUCAACCUCACGCCAGACUAUGAGUCCCGCCUUCACGCCUUCACCGAGGCAAACCCCUUGGCUGGCCUCCCCGAAGUGACUCAGUGGAUCAUUGACACGGAGGUCAAGCUCCGCAACCCCAUUGUCAACCUCACCACCACUCACUCCUCCACCUCCCUCAAUUCCACGCAGCCGCGCACCCAGGGUGGUCGCAACGGCGGCGGAGGGGGUCGUGGAGGGGGCAGAGGUGGCAGUCGGGGUGGUGGCGGUGGUGGCCGUGGUGGUGGUGGUGGUGGUGGUGGUGGUGGUGGUGGUGGUGGUGGUGGUGGUGGUGGUGGUGGUGGUGGUGGUGGUGGUGGUGGUGGUGGUGGUGGUGGUGGUGGUGGUGGUGGUGGUGGUGGUGGUGGUGGUGGUGGUGGUGGUGGUGGUGGUGGUGGUGGUGGUGGUGGUGGUGGUGGUGAGGCUCCUCUAAUGCUGGUGGUGCUGUGA
Messenger RNA from Closterium sp. Naga37s-1, 1525 nucleotides. NCBI's taxonomy places the organism in Eukaryota, Viridiplantae, Streptophyta, Zygnematophyceae, Desmidiales, Closteriaceae. The record is from the annotation of a GenBank genome assembly.